Messenger RNA from Capsicum annuum, 2568 nucleotides. RefSeq lists its product as uncharacterized. The transcript has 5 exons. The record is from RefSeq and is a predicted model, not a curated record. The coding region runs from base 1 to 1671 and encodes 556 amino acids. Lineage: Eukaryota; Viridiplantae; Streptophyta; Magnoliopsida; Solanales; Solanaceae. Gene Ontology annotation, molecular function: protein dimerization activity.
AUGUUAUCUCCUCCACAAGUUACUGAUCUUGAUGAUGAUGAAAUAAAGGAAGAAGAAGCUGCAGAUUUGUCACUUCCUUCAAAAUCACAAAAACACUCACAAAAUUCAUCAGUUUCUUCAAGUUAUGGAUCAACAGGUACAAAAGGUCCAAUAUAUACUUACUAUCCGUUGAAGCCAGGAAAUGAAUCGGGAAAAAUGGUAAAAAUUUACAUGAUCGAGGCCAUAGGCCAAUAUGGUUCGGGGAUGAAGCCACCCACUUAUCACGAGGUUACUGUCGUUUAUUUAAAUAAAGAAGUGGAAGAAACACAAAAAAAUGUCGAGGAGCAUCGGGUGGAAUGGAACAAGUUCGGAUGUUCUAUUAUGAUGGAUAAAUGCACAACAAGAACCGAAAAAAUAUUCAUAAACGUGUUGGUCAAUUCUCUGAGAGGAAGCUUAUUUCUUGAUUCAAUUGAUGCUAGGGACUCGUCCACUGAUUCCAUCAAGAUGUUUUCUUUGUUUAAGAGUAGCAUAGAGAAGAUUGGGCCAGAGAACGUUGUCCAAGUUGUUACAGAUAAUGCAUCUGAAAAUAUGAAGGCUGGUUCCAUGAUAAUAGGAGUGUUGCUUCACAUAUAUUGGACUCCAUGUGCAGCCCACUGUGUGAAUUUGAUAUUUGGGGAUAUUUUCAAACAAAGGUCUUUUCAAGGUGUUUUCACCAAGGCAGUUAAGAUAAGGCUUUUAUUCCACUUUUGGAAUAGUGUUGCUUAUGCUCUUAAAAUAUGUGGCCCUUUGGUUACAGUUCUUCGUUUGGUAGAUGGUGAGGCAAAACCAUCAAUGGGUUACGUUUAUGAAGCAAUGAGUAAGGCUAAGGAGGUUAUUAAAAUCUUUUUCACUGAGGAGCAUAAAUAUGCAAAGAUUUUUGACAUUAUUGAUAAAAGGUGGAGUGAUCAACUCCACAGACCGUUGCAUGCGGCUUGCAAUAUCUUGAACCCUUCACUUUAUUAUAAUCAUAAGGAUGAUUUACUAAAUAAGAAUUUGAUGACGGAAUUUCAUACUUUCAUUGCAAAGAUGGUUGUUGAUGAAGAUAUGCAAGAUAAAAUAACCGAUCAAAUAAGUUCUUAUCAAAUGCUGAGGGACUUUUUGGUAUUCCUAAUUUUGAAUAAUUACUUUACUUUAAUAGUUGAAUGGUGGAGCCUUUAUGGUUCAGAAACUCCAGAGUUACAAAAGUUCGCGAUCAAAAUUUUGGGUUUAACUUGUAGCGCAUCUGGGUGUGAAAGAAAUUGGAGCGUAUUCGAACACAUCCAUAUCAAAAAGAAGAAUAGACUAACUCUAAAGCGCCUCAGUAACUUGGUGUUCAUAAAGUACAAUAGAACUUUGAGGAGUCGCUACAAUGUUCGCAAUGGAUUUGAUCUAAUUAGCUUGGACAACAUUGAUGAUGCCAAUGAAUGGCUAACUGGAAUUGAGAAUGUUGAAGACGAAUCGGUUUUUGAUAGAGAUACUACUUUUAUGUGGAGUGUUGUUGCUGAGGCAAGUGGAGUUGAUGAGCGUCGUUAUGGUUUACGGGUUAGUACUUCAAGCUCGUAUGAUAAGGAAACAGGAGAUGAGGAAGAUGAGGAAGUUGAAAAUGAUGAGAAUUAUGUUGAUACUCAAGGAAUAGAAGAAUUGGACAACCUUAAUGAACUAGAAGAGCUUUAGAUGAACCAUUAUUAAUUUAUAUGUGAUUUUUCUUCUUUUUGGGGGGUUUGUUUUGCUUUGUUGAACUUAUUUAUCGGUGUUUCAUUAGAACUUUUUCUUAAAUAUAUUGUCUUUAUAGCUCUUUUAAAUUAUAACUUACUAUUUCAAUGCUCUAUAGGUAUUUUUUUAAAAUUAAAUUGCGCAUCACUUCAAUGAUGCGGUCGCAUCGCAUAAUGUGUGAUGCGGAGCCUUUUCGCAUUUUUCCGCAUCACAUCGCUGAACACUGCGAACAACCAACCAAGAGAGAAAACUCAGCCUCUUUGAUAAAAAUGGAAACCUAGUGCUGAGGGGGAUAACACACCUCAAAAGGACACAAAUGACUAUGGUACCAUGAAGAUUUCAAGAAUAAACGCUUCUUUUUAUUUCUUGAUGAAUAUAGUACCCAUGAGAAUGGAUGCUUACACAAUGAGUCUUAAGACUAAAUAAGGAAAGACAAUAUCAAAUAAUUAACAAUUACAUUCAAUUCAAUAUCAUUCUACUCCUAUAAUUUAGCUGUCACUAUAAAUCAACACUGAGGAAGAAACAACCGAAAUGAAAGAGCACCACAAGGAUCAGUGAUUAUGCUUUUCCUAGGUUUUUCCUUUUGGCUAAGACAUAUUCAAUUUGUAAGGGUUGCAUCCAUGGAUGCUCUUAUUUAUUUGAUAGUAUACCUAAAAAAAAAAAGAGGUAGACAUUGUUCAGGAAGCAUGAACAAAAUUAAGCAUAGGAUAGAACAAAUAAAGGAUCAGUGUAAUGAAAGAUAAUGGCAUAAAGAACAUGUAACCUGUUAAGUGGAAUGUGUGAUCUCCCCAAGUCAUUCCUGGGGCUGAUAUUUUUUACUUCAUGCAUGAAUUAACCAUAGAACGUACUGUCUCUGGC